UUCCCCCAGUCCCCCGCGUUUGGUGGUGGUUUGGUGGUGGUUUUUUUUGGGUUUUUUUUUUUUUUUCCCCAUUUUAUUAUGGGGUCUAUGGGGGAGCAGCUCUUUCAGACCAGCGUUGCGAUUCUUCCUUGUCUAACGCUCUGCGGAGAACUAUAAUAUUUCUUCCCCGAGAUGCUGCAGAGAAUUUGAGUUCCAGGAAAUCAGGCGAACCAAAAUAAUUCGAAUAACCCGAACCAUUUGUUACCACGUGAGUGCAAACGCUGCCUAGGCAGAGAUGAUGGCAAAAAAUUCCCUGGAAGGGUCUAAAGAAGACCUGAGCAAAAUUACGGAGGAGGAGAUGCUGAGGUGGAGCAAGGAAGAGCUGGUGAAAAGACUCAGGAAAGUGGAGAAUGAAAAGAUGAACUUAAUGGUGGAACACGGCAACUUGAUGAAGGACGUGAACCGGCGGCUCCAGCUCCACCUGCACGAGAUCCGCGGGCUGAAGGAGGUGAACCAGAAGUUGCAGGACGACAACCAGGAGCUGAGGGAGCUCUGCUGCUUCUUGGACGACGACCGGCAGAAAGGCAAGAAGCUGUCGAGGGAAUGGCAGCGCUUCGGGAGGCACACGGCCAGCGUGAUGUGGAAGGAGGUGGGCAUGUACCAGCAGAAGCUGAAGGACCUGGAGGCGAGGCAGGAGACCCUCCUGCGCGAGAACGUGGAGCUGAAGGAGAUGGUGCUCAUGCUGGACGAGGAGCGGAGCGGGGCCGGCUCGCGGAGCUCCAUCGACAGCCAGAACAGCCUGACCAACCUCAACGGUGGCUCGGCCACCAGGGACGUGGGGGACGGGAGCAGCACCUCCAGCACGGGCAGCGCGGGCAGCCCCGACCACCACCACCACCACCUCCACCAUCACAAGGCCGGCGACAGCAAGGCCGGGGCGAUGCGGAGGUCUAUGGAUGACCUGUCCGCACCCCUCCACCACCGGAGCAUCCCCAACGGCCUCAAUGAUCCGUCUUCCAACUAUAUCAGGCAACUUGAAACAAAAGUGAAACUGCUGGAGGAUGACAACAAGCUGCUUUCCCAGCAAUCCAGCAUGGGGGACCUAAGGACUCUGAGGAAAGGGUUGUCCCCAUACCACUCUGAGUCACAGCUCUCAUCACUGCCGCAGUAUCAAGACACGCUGCAAAACGGACCAGCUCGAAUGACAUCUGAUCUUGCGUCUUCUCCUGCAGCAGGGUAUGUCCCUGUCGGUCAGAAGCCAGAGGCUGUUGUGCAUGCCAUGAAGGUCCUUGAGGUCCAUGAAAAUUUGGACAGACAAAUGCAAGACAACUAUGAAGAAGACCUGAGUGAAAAGGAGAAGGCAAUUGUUCGUGAAAUGUGCAAUGUUGUCUGGCGAAAGCUGGGUGAUGCUGCAAGCUCCAAACCCUCCAUCAGGCAACAUCUUUCAGGAAACCAGUUCAAGGGUCCCUUAUAGAUGCACUGUCCCAGAGGCUGGAAGUGAUUGAUUCUGUGAAGACUUAAGAGGCAGAGCUCAGCAUUUCCGGUUGCCUGUUCGAGAGUUGGGGUUGAGGAUUUUUUUCAGGGUUUCCUUUUUUCUUUGCUUUUUUUUGUAACAAUAGUGUAAAUAUGGCAGCUAAAGGCCUGAUUUCCAGGCUGUGGUGCUCUGGAACUACUGUUCAAUGGGUAACCAUCCAAUAAUGCCAGACUUGCAUCAUUUGUAUUGUAGUUCAAACCUGCUUUGUUGUAAUGGUCUGUUUGUAGAAUUUUAACUAACUCGAGAGAAUUUCUAAGAGGAAUAAGAAGAACACUUAGCCUGCAGAGAAGUCACAGUUUGUAUCGCUCCUGUCCACCCACUUGUCAAUGAUUCAUAGCUGAGUUAGUGGCUCCAGGCAGCACCUUCCAAAGAACAAUUUGAAUUCAUUGGCUUACUUCGCACCAGGCUCCUGAGCUGCUAACACUUCUUUGGAGGUCCUUAUUUUGAAGAAUGACACGCAACUGUCUUCACGAGGCACUGAGUACAAUAUUGAGUGGUGAACUAAAAACACUGCUACCGUGCUGUACAUUGUACAGUGGUACUCAUCACACAAGUGUACAGAAAGGCAUAAGACUCUGUACUGGCUGUUAAUGAACUUUUUUUUUUUCAUGAACAAACGACAUAAGAUUUCUGCAGUUGUAACGUGAAUGAACUGAAGUUGCUUAGCCACACACCAGUAUUCCCUAGAACCAUGGUAACACUUUUCCUGUAAAGCCUUUACCACAAAAUAACUCAGCAGAAACUGCCGUCCUAACAGUGUUUAUGGCUUUCACAGGAUCUUCACAAGCAGCUCAUCUUUCAGAUAAGGAAGAUUUGGGUUUUUUUUUUUUAAAUGUCUUUGCUGGAUCCCUCACCUAUACUGGUUCCUGUGUAAGGUAACCAACAACCAUGCAGACCUGAAUAAAAACUCCAUAAACACAGGCUGUUGGGUGAGACUGCUUCCUGCCAUUCAAGCUUUACUUUUGUUAGUGAACCAAAACAAGUGGGUUUUCCCUUCUUCUAAUGGUUGUAUAUAAGACAAUGGGACUUGUACUUUGCUAUUGUGGAGUAGCUGCUUGUAUAGUUGUGAGAAUUUGACCCCCUUCUUUUCCAAGUUGUCACAGCAGCUGUCCCCGUAUUUCAUUAGAUGUUCUUUCCCAAUAGUUCAAGGAAGCGGGGCUUGGUUAUUAAACCUAUUGCUGUGAAAUAACAGGCAUGUGAAAAGAUCAAAGCCUCCUCUUCAAAAGUAGCAUCAAUUUUAGUGAUUAGUUCAAAGAUUUAAUGACCUCAAACACCAUCACUUUUGUUUUAUUCUCCAUAAAAAUCAGUCACAGCUAUGGAAAGCUGAGUUAGCUGGACAUGUUCUGCCUCUUAAAUGAAUUUGUUCUACCAGUUGAGUUCUUGACUUGUGGUAUUGUAUGAACAUGGAGCACCCUCACAAUAUCAAGGAGCCCAUGCUGCAAGUUACGAAAGGCAAUUGGUCUCAUGCUAUACAAUAACGCAGCUGCCUGGGUAAAGAAUUUGCAGUCUUAGAGCCGAGAUCUGUAACCACUAAAAUACAGAGAAGCAAUACAACCAAAAUACGUAGUAACCAGUAAAAGUAAGCACCACUUCAUCAUUUAUUGCAAACAUAAAAACAACAGUCAAGAUGAGUGGUUAUUUAAAAAAAAAGAACAAGAACCACCUCCAAAACACACCCAUACUCACACUCACCAGCAGUUUAUUUCUUAGCACUGCUCAGUCAGCAAAUGGUGAACUCGCUAACCUAAAUGUAAUAUUUACAUCCUGUGGAGUCUGGAAAAACCCAUUCUGGAGUCUGUCUCUUUCAAAACACAGCACCUUGGGAGGCAUCUGGAUUGUGUCCUCUUUACUUUUUACCUCCAGUUUCUAUUCACCAUUGAUUACUUGUCUUCCUCCUGUAAAAUUUAUACCUUGAGAUUUUUUGCACCAGAAAAGGUCAUGUAAAUCAGACAUCAUUCUUCCUUAACAGCUGAUGUCGAACAGAGGGUUACUUUAAUCUGUCUGCUUGAAAGCCCAUUUUAAUUUUGGUGGCAUCUAAUCACUGGACUAAGCAGAGAAUUUAAGCAUAUUGGGAACAAGGUUAAUUUGCAUCAGUGAAUUUUAACUAAAGCAAUGCAAAUAUUGCCAGCACUUAUAAAGAGCUAAUUGUGUUGAUGACAUGCUUGCUAUUUUAGGAGUACAUUAGACUAGCAGGUCCUCUCCACAAGCCAAGAGCUAUGCUAAUCAGAUUACUAGUCUCGCCAGCUAUGUAAUUCUCCUUCAGAUAUUCCUGCUAUCAAAUCUCAAAAUCUGUUCAAUGACUUCAAACAAAGCUUGUUUUGUUCCAUCUGCAGAUCUCACCUACAAGGGAAAUAGUGCUAUAAUUGACAUUCAUUAGUGCCGCAAAUCCCGAAGAGCCAGUUUACAGCGUAUCCAGUAGUUCAGUUGAACAGUCUUGAUAAUCUUAACGAGUAUAUCCUGUUUCUUUAAGAGUCUAUUUGUCAGCAUAAAUCUGCAAUGCAAGAUGUGCAUCAUUGGUCUUGCAAAAGAACGUGACAGUGCUGUACAGUAGGGUGUUAUAUUGGGGGGUUUUAGGGUUGCUACUCUUCAUACUUAGCUCCAUUUGAGCUAUAAAAUGUCUUCCUGGGGUAAAAUGACACUCAGUGACUUUACAGGAUGACUUGGGUGCUGAAUUUUCAGUUGUCUAAAAAGAUGUCUUAUAUGCAUAUUUAAAUUAAUUUACCUAUGCGCUAAGUCUUCAGUGAGAAUCACCUGAGGAGCUCUGGACAUGAAGUUGGAGGGGAGCAUCCCUUGAAAUAGCAGCCAUUAAAUUGAUGUACUUGGGGCAAUAGUUCAAGUUAAUUUCCUCAAGAUUGAAGCCCUAGGUUCUGCAAUCCUCUGGCAAAGUAAGCAUCCACUGUUUACAAAUGGACUUUGCUUGCUUAAGGGAAGUAAAAUCACAUCCUUGAUUUCUGUCGGAGCGACUGAAGCAAAUGGCAUUUCCACGAAAAGUUCCUGAAAUGCUGUGCUGUUACCAGCUUCAGUUGGCUCUUUGCACCUUGUUAAGACUGCCGAGUACAACCUUGUUUGAGAAUGGCACAUUUUUAUCCAAAUAUUAGAUAAUAAAUCAGUGUUGAAGUGACCUUUUAUCUUUUUAGAAACUGUGGGGGAAGAGUACUACUGAUCUCUUUCAAAGUGCAUGACUGUAAAGUGAUAAAAUUGUAUAUUUUUCAUAAUGUGGGGAAAGUCUAUUUGUGCUGCUUUAGAAAUCAGUUUAAAGUUUGAUUUCUGUUAAACCUGUGAUCUUACAGCCCUGCUAUAUUUUCUGUAUAGGAUUUACAAAAAACUGGAAAAGUUAGCACCUGCUGUUGUGUAUAUAGCAAAACUCUUUAGAACUUAGCACGCGUUUUUACCUAUUAUUGAACCACUCUGGCUUUUUUGGGAGGAAAGUAUUAGUACAGAUUUUUUUGAUAAUGUGUGUAAAACAUUCAUUUGAAAUAUUUUAGUAAAAAUGAGGUAAG
This is a messenger RNA of Cuculus canorus (common cuckoo), 5013 nucleotides long. It is a transcript of the gene CCDC85C, whose product is annotated as coiled-coil domain containing 85C. The record is from RefSeq and is a predicted model, not a curated record. Lineage: Eukaryota; Metazoa; Chordata; Aves; Cuculiformes; Cuculidae. The transcript has 6 exons. The coding region runs from base 275 to 1453 and encodes 392 amino acids. Gene Ontology annotation, cellular component: apical junction complex.